GGCACUAGUACUUGUGACCACUGUGAAUGGCUGUAUUUGUUCGGGCUGAAUAUACAUAUAUAUGUAAAAUUCAAAAGUUGAGUUCAUUUUUAUUUAUGUAUCUCAUUUAAAGUGUUUCAUUAAGUCCUAUUUGACUCUUCUCAUCCUCCUGACUUCACCUUGUGCCAGUUUUGUUAGGAAUGAGGAAGGUUGCAUCUAACACAGCCAACCUUGAAGUCUCAUAUUUCUUUAAGAGUGAUCACAGAGAACAAGACAGCUUUGACAGCACACUAAAAUAACUAAAGAUAUGUACUUUAAAGUUAUACUCGUCUUCUCAGGAGCAGUUUGCAUCUAUGCACAAAGAAGUCUUGAACUUUGUCACAGCUACGGAUGCUUUAAAUCAAGCGAUACUCACAUCUCUAUGACACUGGAUGGUGAUGAAGUCUACUAUGCAGACUUUAAAAAAGGAGAACUCAUUUGGGAUACCAGAAUCCCCACAUCUAUGUAUAUUCCCAAGGCUUACGAAUAUGCAGUACAUUACAGAUUUACAUGUAAGUAUGAAGCGUACAGAUGGGAAUCAGACAAGUCUGCUGCAACAAGAACUAAAGAGGCCCCAGAAAUCCUCAUCUACCCCAGAGAUGAAGUGAUAGAAGAGGAAGAAAAUACCCUCAUCUGCUUCAUCAACCAUUUCUUUCCUCCCACCAUCAACAUAAAGUGGACCAAGAAUGAUGUAGAAGUAACAGUGGAAGAUGCUUUCAUCAAAAGCUUACCUAAUCCCGAUGGGACGUUUUAUGUUUUCUCACACCUGAACUUUGUCCCGAAAGAAGGAGACAUCUACAGCUGCACUGUGGAACAUGAGGCACUGGACAAGCCUCGGACCAAGUUUUGGGAGGUUGACACAGACGAGAUGAGUAUUGGUCCAGCUGUCCUCUGUGGACUUGGCCUAAGUCUGGGACUUGUUGGAAUUGCUGCAGGAACGUUCUUUUUUGUGAAAGGAAGUCAGUAUCAGGGACUCAUGGACUCUAUCGCCUAAAGCAGAUGUCAUCUACAGCAUAUAUGAUCACAUAAUCCCUGGUUUGUUUCCAGCCUUUGACAUUUAUUUCAUGUCUUUUCUCCUGUCUCUCUUGAUACCUCUCAGUGGUCCACAAUCAAAAAUGGCUGUAAUACCUUUAAAAAAAGGAAAUGUACAUGAAUCAAACUGAGUCACUUAUACAUCUGUAAUUCACUGAAUUUCCUUUCUCCCUUUUCUAUUUGUGUUGUCACUUGUUUAAUUGAUAUUUCAUACAACUUUUUAACCAUUUUACCAUUUAUUCCUGUUAUAAAUAAAUGCACACAGUUGCAGCUGUGUUUGUCUGUUGGAGUGUA
This is a messenger RNA of Lates calcarifer (barramundi perch), 1344 nucleotides long. RefSeq names its product H-2 class II histocompatibility antigen, A-Q alpha chain. Gene Ontology annotation, biological process: positive regulation of T cell activation; immunoglobulin production involved in immunoglobulin-mediated immune response; antigen processing and presentation of exogenous peptide antigen via MHC class II. Lineage: Eukaryota; Metazoa; Chordata; Actinopteri; Centropomidae. The record is from RefSeq and is a predicted model, not a curated record. Bases 287 to 1012 code for a protein of 241 amino acids. Gene Ontology annotation, molecular function: MHC class II protein complex binding. Gene Ontology annotation, cellular component: MHC class II protein complex; membrane. The transcript is spliced from 4 exons.